Messenger RNA from Cajanus cajan (pigeon pea), 2874 nucleotides. RefSeq names its product centromere/kinetochore protein, putative (ZW10) (gene ATZW10). Gene Ontology annotation, biological process: mitotic spindle assembly checkpoint signaling; mitotic cell cycle; endoplasmic reticulum to Golgi vesicle-mediated transport. The record is from RefSeq and is a predicted model, not a curated record. Gene Ontology annotation, cellular component: nucleus; RZZ complex; chromosome, centromeric region. NCBI's taxonomy places the organism in Eukaryota, Viridiplantae, Streptophyta, Magnoliopsida, Fabales, Fabaceae.
GGUCUUAACGAGUCACAGAGAGCUAAAACCAAAAAGUCCAUCAAGUCCAAACGCUCCCAUCUGGCCACCGUCAACAACCCCACACACACACACACACUCCAAGCGCACGUUAGCAACUCCGCCGUCUUCGCCACCGUCGAUGGAGUCUCUGUUCGACACGAUCAACGUCCGCGACCUUCUCUCGGCGCAAGACCUCUCUGACCCGACCUCCCCUCUCUCGGCGCCGGAUCUCCGCCUUCUGAUCCAGCGCCUCGAGUCGCAGUCCCUCCAGAUCCGCUCUCAGGUGCAGUCCUAUCUCGUCUCGCACCGCGAUGACUUCGCGCGCCUCUUCUCCGUCUGCAACGACGCCGUUUCGCAGACGCGCGAGGUCUCCGAAGACGUCGCCGCCAUCCUCCGCCUCCUCUCCGACCGCCCGAUCGAUGCGGAGGUGCGCGAGGUCGUGGCCGAGACGAGGGCCAAGCGCGAGGAGUUAAGGGUGAAGAGAGAACUGUUAGGGUUGGUCGGGACCGUUGUGGCAUUGAACCAGAGGUUGGAUAGUGUGAAAGAAGCGUUGAAGAGUGGAAACUUCGAAUUCGCGGCGCAUGGGUUGAAGGAGUUGAAGGUGGCGCUUAGAGUUGGUGAGGAGGAUGAUAGGGAGCCUUUGGUCUAUGGCUUGUUGAGGAAGGAGUGGUCUCAGUGCUUUGAAGAGAUUCAAGAGGUCCUCAUGAAGUUUAUGGAAAAGGCUGUACGAUUUGAUGGGGACUUGAAUCAAGUUGAAGUCAAGUAUCAUUUAGAAGCUGAGAAUGUGAAUGGGAUAAAGUUACAAACAGUUCUGGAGGCAAUGGAUGUAGUUGGUAUUCUAGAGUAUGGGCUUGCUAAAGUUGCUGAUUUGACGAUGAAGUAUAUUAUUACUCCUUUUGUAAAUCAAGGUCGACCUCUUUCUUUUCUAGAGGAAUUUUAUCAAGAAUCAGCUGUACUGAAGAUACUUCCAUCAUCAGAUAGUAAGUUUGAAUAUUUGGAUGGAGAAUUUCUCUAUUCAGGGUUGCAGCUCUUUAUCAAAUUUAUUUACAGAAGUAUUUGCUUCCAGAAAAGCUCUUGGAUGAGAUGUUUUGGACGCUUGACAUGGCCAAGGAUAUCAGAGCUAAUAAUAUCUAGCUUUCUAUCUAAGGUUGUCCCUACAGAUGCAUCAAAACUUCCUGACUUUCAGAAGAUCAUCAAAUGUACAUCUGAAUUUGAGUCUGCUUUAAAAGAGCUCAAGUACAUUUCAGCAUCAGAUGACAAGGAUAACAGGCUGAGCAAUUUUGCUGAAAAUGUUGAGGUUCACUUUGCAUUUAAGAAAAAGACAGAGAUCUUGGCUAAAGCCAGAAAUCUGCUUCUAGAAUGUGACUUUUCAAUUCCUCAAGAGUAUACCAGAGAUGGUACUAUUUGGAAGAAUGAUGAAACUUUGGUCCAGUCAUCCAGCCAUGUGGUAGAUUUGCUUUUCUUAUCAGAGAGAUGUCUAGUAUCCAAAGCAGCCAAACAAUUGAUAGAGCUAGUUCAUCAGACACUGCAGGAUGUUUGCCUGUCAUCUACAAGAGUUGCUUUGGAAUUUUAUCACACAGUCAGAAAUGCUAUACUUCUUUAUGAAGUAGUUGUCCCUGUCAAGCUAGAGAGGCAGCUCAAUGGCAUCAAUCAAGUAGCUGUUCUGAUGCAUAAUGACUGUCUUUAUCUCUCCCAGGAGAUACUUGGAUUUGCAUUUGAGUAUCGAACAGACUUUCCAAGUUCUAUGAAGGAGCAUGCUGUCUUUAUUGAUUUGGCUCCAAGGUUUCAGCUAUUCGCAGAAGAAAUACUGCAGAGACAAGUUCAUCUUGUUAUUUAUAAUUUGAAGGAGGCUAUAAAUGGUGCUGAUGGAUUUCAGAAUACUCAUCAGAUGCAACGAUUUGAGUCAGCUAAAUUCAGCAUUGACCAGGUUGUUUUCAUUCUGGAAAAAGUACAUAUCAUAUGGGAGCCACUUUUGCUGCCUUCAACUUACAGGAAAAGCAUGUGUACGGUCCUAGAGUCAGUUUUCUCAAGAAUUGCUAGAGAUAUACUUCUAUUAGAUGACAUAGCUGCUGAGGAGACUUUACAGCUACAAAGACUUGUUCACUUAAUGCUGGAAAACCUGUCGUCAUUAUUUGAGUCCUUAGGCCCUGGAGAGCAGAAUUUGCAUGAGUUGCCUGCAGAGUCUCUUGAAAAAUUUAUCCCUUCCUUACGUAAAAUCCGUAAACUAUCUGAAUUAUUAGAUAUGCCUUUAAAAUCCAUUACAUCAUCUUGGGAGAGUAAAGAAUUGCUCUCUUGUGGCUUUACAAUAACUGAGGUGGGAGAUUUCAUUAAAGCUAUAUUUACAGACUCACCUUUAAGAAAAGAUUGUUUAUGGAGGAUACAAAAUGCGGGCUUUUAGGAUUCAUAUAACUUCCCAUUACAUUUAUAAACCACAAAGAACACUGGAGUUUGAGAUUCAGAGAUGAUCGAUCACCUACGCAAAAGCUUGCUUAGUUUGAGCUGCCGCUCUAAAUAUUACAGAAAGUGCAGAUUUGAAGCUGAUUAGCGCUGAUAAAUUUUCUGAUGAGGAGGCUUCCCCGUGAUGGUUUUGUUGACAUCAGUCUAUGCUGUAGAAUAGUCUUUUACAUUUUUCUUUUACGUUUAAAGCAAAUGUGGGGAGAGGUUUGGUGCAGACUUGUACCUCGUUUCGAUUAUAGAGCAUCCUAAUUGUUGUUCAUUGAUAGGAAAAACAGAUAUGAAUUAAUGGUAGAUAGAUGAAGGCAGAUUCAGUUAGACCAUUUUUAGAUGCAGAUAAAUAAACUAUUGUGGUCCAGUGUUGUGAUUCGUAUUAAUACGUCAAAAAUAUUACAUUUGGUUACAGUGUACCAUUGCCAA